This is a messenger RNA of Leptonychotes weddellii (Weddell seal), 933 nucleotides long. Lineage: Eukaryota; Metazoa; Chordata; Mammalia; Carnivora; Phocidae. The record is from RefSeq and is a predicted model, not a curated record.
AUGCCCAGCGGCGCCGCGGGUGCGGGUGGGCUUGGCGUGAACGCCCCGCGCGGGGCCCGGCACCUGUCGCGGGCGGCGAUGAUCCACUGUCGGUGUGCCAAGUGUUUCUGUUACCCUACAAAGCGAAGAAUAAGGAGGAGACCCCGAAACCUAACCAUCUUGAGCCUCCCUGAAGAUGUGCUCUUUCAUAUCCUGAAAUGGCUUUCUGUCGGGGACAUCCUGGCUGUCCGAGCUGUGCACUCCCACCUGAAGUAUCUGGUGGACAACCACGCCAGCGUGUGGGCAUGUGCCAGCUUCCAGGAGCUGUGGCCUUCUCCAAGGAACCUGAAGCUCUUUGAAAGGGCUGCUGAAAAGGGAAAUUUUGAAGCUGCCGUGAAGCUGGGUAUAGCCUACCUCUACAAUGAAGGCCUGUCUGUGUCUGAUGAAGCGCGUGCAGAAGUAAACGGCCUGAAGGCUUCUCGCUUCUUCAGUCUCGCUGAGCGACUGAAUGUCGGCGCCACGCCCUUCAUCUGGCUCUUCAUCCGCCCUCCGUGGUCGGUGUCUGGAAGCUGCUGCAAAGCCGUGGUUCAUGAGAGCCUCAGGGCCGAGUGCCAGCUGCAGGGAGCGGGUCCUGGUGAGGGACACACGUGGGGCCGGCAUGCCGGACGGUCUGAGCCCCAUAGGACUCACAGAGCAUCCAUACUGCACUGCUUGGGGAGAGUGCUCAGUCUCUUUGAGGUGAGUCGUCUGUCCCGCCCAGACCCUGUGCUAGCUGGUGUGGCCCUGGCCCCCCUGAGCCAGCAGACACUUCCCUAUGCUGAAAAAAGCUUUGCCAAGCUCAUGAUUAAGGAGCCCGCCCUGCAGCAGACUCAGGGACGGUGGAGGCUUCUGGUGACAGGUGCAGCCGCAGGGAGGGACACAGCUCACGUGAGUGAGGCCAGGGAGGAGCCUUGA